AUGAUUUGUGAUCUACCAACAGAACUGCACCAAUGCAUCUCAGAUCAUCUGGCAUCGGAUAAAGACCUCAACGCUCUUGUUAGAGCCUGCAAGUCUCUAUACCACUCUCUGAAUCCGCAUCUCUAUCUGAGAGAUGUGUUACAUUCCCACAGCGCGGCAUUGCUCUGGGCAGCCUCGCAUGGCCGUGUCGAGACCACCAAAAAGGCUCUCGCGGCUGGUGCCGACAUUCACUGUCGUAUUGACAUGAGCGGCACUGCAAUUCACGUCGCAGCUCGAAGCGGACACUUGGAAGUUCUCAAAAUCCUCUUCGAGGUUGAGGGAGCUAAUGCCGACGCUACAGACGAGCUCUCCGGCCUCACCCCUCUCUGUCUGGCCGCCAUCAACGGACAUGACCACAUUAUCGACUAUCUCAUCUAUUCAUGUAAUGCGGAUCCGAACGUGUCGACCAGAUUCUACCAGCAGACGCCGCUGAUAUUGGCAACCGAGUCAGGACGCAUCAAGACUGUUGAGAAAUUGCUAGCCACGGGCAGAGUCAACGUCAACCAGCUAGACGUCACGACCAACUCUGCUCUUCUGCAUGCGUGCACAUCUGGAAAUCUAGAUAUCGUGAAGCUCCUAAUCGCAGAUCAAAGAUGCGAAGUAAACACGAAAAACAACAAGGGAAUCGCACCGCUUACACAGGCAGUCCUGCAUUGCCACCCUCAGAUAGUCCGCGCCUUGAUCACGGUCGAAGGGCUGGAUAUCAACGUUACCGAUGAAAUACGCAACUCACCACUCAACAUUGCCGUCAGGAAAGGAUACGCAGAUAUUGUACAGAUACUCCUGGACACAGGGAAAGUGGACAUAGAGUACAGAGGGAGCGAUGUCGAUGGCACACCGCUGGUCUGUGCUGCAAAACACGACCACGAAGAUGUACUCAGAUUGCUCCUCGCAGUGUCAGGGAUAGAAAUUGAUGCCCGCGACUUGAUAGACUAUACACCACUCAUGUGGUCUGCACGGCAAGGAAACUACUCCAUCUUUCGAAUGCUUCGCGACGCAGGCAACGUCAACCUAGACGCUCGAGACGCCGGCGGCCGCUCAGUCGUCAGCUGGGCCUUGGACUCUGGUAGCUACGAAAUCGUCUACGACCUAUUACACUCCAACAAGGUCUGCCUGACUACGACCCAGCCAGAACCACCACUAUGGACGGCAACUCGAUCUCGAUACUGGGAUACAGCGAUACACGCCAAAGUCGUACAGCUCCUCCUCGACCACGACGACGUAAAAGACGACUUUGUAGACGCUCGUGGCUGGACACUCCUCGCCAACGCCGUGAAAUGGGACGUUGGAUGCAUCGUGACAAUGCUACUGGACUCACCCAAGAUCAACAAACAAACCGUCGACCGCAAGGGUCGGACUCUCCUCCACAUUGCGGCCUGUUUCGACGCCUAUGAGUCUGCAGAGGUUCUGCUACGUCGCAAAACGUGUGAUAUCAACGCUCGUGAUAGAGACGGCAGAACCGCACUCCUCUAUGCCUGCGAAUUCAACCGCGAGGAAGUUCCAAAAUUGUUACUUGAGGAGGAAGAUUUAGACUUGGACGCUGUGCAUCCCGUAUCAGGCCAGAAUGCUUUGUUCCACGCAUUCGAGAAGGAGUGCAGAGCUACGUGGAUUACGAUGCUGCAAACAGGGAGAGUGAGCUGCGAUAGUAAAGAUCGCAACGGGAGGACGAUGCUAUCGAUAGCUGCCUCGAGGGGAUGGAUAUGGAAUAUAAAGAGAUUGAUUAACUUGGGCGCUGAUCCUUGUGCAGGAGAUGAUGAUGGGAUGACACCGCUGGAGAGAGCCCGAGACGGCGGUUACUACGACAUUAUUGCGAUGCUGGGAGGGAUGAUGCCGAGGAGCAUAUCCUAA
Molecule: messenger RNA, 1887 nt
Organism: Pochonia chlamydosporia 170
Lineage: Eukaryota; Fungi; Ascomycota; Sordariomycetes; Hypocreales; Clavicipitaceae
Product: ankyrin repeats (3 copies) domain-containing protein
Exons: 1
Coding region: 1-1887 (628 amino acids)
Molecular function (GO): protein binding
Source: RefSeq, a predicted model, not a curated record